GUCCAUCCAUAGCCAUGCCACCGGCAAACAUGGCGGCCUCCGUAGUUGUCGAAGUGUUCUCGAAAUCGGAGUCGCUAAAGCGCUUUUCCAAGCCGUUCGACGCUGCCUCCGACGCAAAAACGCACUUAGCGCGACUCAGUGACACAGUGGCCGUCGCUCAGAAGGAAGUGAACGCCUACCUCACCGAAAUGGUGGACGCGCAGCGCAAGUCCGCUGCCGGUGACUUGGAGGCCGACAACGGUGAAGAUGACACCGACGAUGCACCAGCUAAGAAGAAAUCAAAAAAGUCCUGACACCACAAACGCGGUGUUGUAACGUCAUCUGCAUACCUAUGUUUCACUGUAAUUUACUGCCCAAUAAAUUGCAUCAUCAAUUGCAAUUAGCCAGUUUAUACAUGCUUUUGGAGCUGAAAAAAAAGUGCUAAGCAAUGCUACUGAGGAGAAUGAAGUAUUUUUUUUUUCUCGCUGGUACGAAGUGUUUUUUUAAACCAUACAAAAUUUUUUUUUUAAUGUCGCAGUUUCGUCCGAAAGGCGACACAUCAAUUGCAAAAGCAAAUUAGUAGAGAACUAUUCGGAGUAGGGAUAGUAGCUUUAUCGGCUGCAUAAACUUGGACACAUUCGCUUACUAACUGAAUUAACAAGCGUGGUGUCAGCACGCACAAGCAAACAUGAAUAGAUCACACUCAAUGUCCGCAGACGACUGUCAAAACUCUGGCAGCAAGCGUAGCCGCCGCAGCGAGCGAAGGUUUGUGCGGUCUAUCGCUUCAACAGAAACUGAGCGGCGAAUGCACAGCGCAUACAAAGGUCAGAGCCGUCUGGAGAUCGCUUUUAAGAGAUGGUGCGGGCGACCGCCACAGCUGGGCAAAGUACAAACGCAGUUGUUGGCAGAGUAGAAGCUGCCCCCCCUCCCUCCUGUGCUGCCUUCCCGGUUUCUUGCUUUCGUGCGGGAGAUUGAGUGGCCAGUUCCCCUUGCGCCCGGUUGCAAGAUAGGCAUUUGGUGCCGCAGCACAGCGUCGCCCCGCCUCCCUCCCUCUCAUACCGCGCGACGAAGGUCGCCUUUGCUUUCCACCGUGCGUUUGCUCUCCGUGAUAGCGCGCAUCCUCCGCAUGCUUUCACUCGCACAUACGGCGCGCGGCGACGAUUUUAUCGCCCUUGGACUUUAUACGGAACCUCAAGGCGACGCUGACGGCAAAAAUCUGGUUGAAGUGUCCAUAUAAUUGAAAAAUGGCCUCUGGCAGAUAGCACAAUUCUAGUCCUUGAGCUGGAUUACUCGAAGAGGAUCAUUACUUCCAUGAGAAAUUGAAAUGCAUGCUCCUAUGGAGCCUCAGCACAAGAUAGCGCCAGGUGGAUGGGUGGCCACUGUUGCAGACGAUGGGACCCACAAAGCUGGGACUGGCAGCCGGAACCAUGUCAGGAACCUUGAUACAUUGUCACUGUACUCUAGUCUAAAGGGACGGCGGGCACACCAGCAACGUCUCCAUUGUGCAGCUGGAGAUGAGUCUGCUCUCGCCGAAGGCUAUGUCACGCGCUGAUCUUCUUUACCUGUACUCUUGAUCUUAUUUUUUUUCCAAUUCUUGAAGACACGCAUUUCUAGCACGUGCCAUUUGCUCAUUCUUCACACAGCCGAGUGUUCUCAUACUUUUCUUUCAGAGCUUGUUGAGAGGUGUCCCUGUUCUCGUUUACUCAUAACAACAUAAAAAUACAUAACAAUAGAGUAAAUAGAAAUGGCAAAAUGACAUGCAGUUCGCUCAUAUUGACAAAAUUGAAAGAUAUAAUCACACCGGGAACGGGAAUGAGGAAUAAGAUUUGCACUGACUAUCUUAUACAUGCUCUUCAUACAAGUCAUUCGUGGUGUACAAACAGAAAAAGCAGGCACAGUUUACCGAGACAUAAGUUACACUAUGGAAUACACUAUAAAAUCCACACUAUGUAGAGCACUGCAAAUGUAAAAUUCUAUACAUGUAAAUCACAUUCAUAGAAAUAAUUUAAUAUUGUGUAAACAAGAUAACUUGUUUCCAGCACCGUUUGCUAGGGUGGUGGCUUGGGCCUCCACCCUAGCUGUACAGCGUGCACAUCUUUGUGCUGCUGCUUACAUUUUUCUUUAUUCGGCAGACUUGCCAGCAUAUAUACAAAAAAAGGUUACUAAAAUCUGUCAAAUAAAUGCAUGCAGCCGUUGGUCUUAUAAUGUAAUCGCUGUUUGCUGACAGGCCCUGGUAAUCUUUUUUUUCUCUUCUUGCUUCCCCCAUUCUCCAUCAUCUUCCAGCAUUGAUGCUGCUGACCACCACUGUAGAUGCACUUGACUAUGUCUAUUCUCGUGGGAUCUUUUUUGUUUUCCCCCCUUAAGAACUUUAACUGUACAUGUUGCUUAUAUCAAGUUUAGUGCCAACAAAUAUUUUAGUUGUGAGUCAGCACAGUAUGUGUGUGCAAUUUUCUUUUGCACCUUGUCUUUGUAGGCACUUUGUAGGCACUAGAGAUCAUAUGUGUAGAGAUCAUAUCUCUCUCUAUGUGUAGAAGAUCAUAUCGUCACCAAACUUAUUUUUUAGUGUGUUAUUCCCGCCAUAAUUGUUAUGCAGACUUCUCUCAACGAACUGGAAUUAAGUUAGGUUAGGUUAGGCAUGGUGGCAACUGACAUGCAGAACCAGCGUUCAGUUGUGCACAACUGAAUUCAGGCAGGAGAGCAUGAUUUGAAGUAUGGGGAGACGCUCAUUGUGGCAUGCAGGGUUGUUUAAAGCAGCAAUGAUGCGAGAGUUCAACGUCCUAUUUUUGUGCUAAUGAAGGUCCACACCCUCCAAGCCCUGGAAGUGUAUAUUGGCAAGCAUUGAGUGACUAAAUAAUUUAAUUACCCUUAAGGCACAGUUUAAUUCACGCAACACUUUGUGCAUUUUCUGGUGGGCCAUCAUAAUUAGAGUAAAUAGAUAUUUGUUCAUUCAUUCAUUCAGUCAGUAAUGAUUCUUUUCACAAUGAAAUUCAAUCACAAGCUUGCAAUGUAAUAUUGACUGCAUGCCUUACAAGAAUAUUUUUUUUCUCUACACUGGUACAGGAAUGCGGCAUGUCGAACAUCCUGUCAAACAAGGUCGCCAUGCAGAUCUUCGUGAGAACUCUCACUGGCAAGACCAUCACUCUAGAGGUCGAGCCAAGUGAUACCAUGUCAAGGCGAAAAUCCAAGACAAAGAGGGUCGAGCCAAGUGAUACCAUGUCAAGGCAAAAAUCCAAGACAAAGAGGGUCGAGCCAAGUGAUACCAUGUCAAGGCGAAAAUCCAAGACAAAGAGGGUCGAGCCAAGUGAUACCAUGUCAAGGCAAAAAUCCAAGACAAAGAGGGUCGAGCCAAGUGAUACCAUGUCAAGGCGAAAAUCCAAGACAAAGAGGGUCGAGCCAAGUGAUACCAUGUCAAGGCAAAAAUCCAAGACAAAGAGGGUCGAGCCAAGUGCUACCAUGUCAAGGCGAAAAUCCAAGAUAAAGAGGGUCGAGCCAAGUGAUACCAUGUCAAGGCGAAAAUCCAAGACAAAGAGGGUAUCCCACCCGACCAGCAACGUCUGAUCUUCGCUGGCAAGCAGCUCGAGGAUGGCCGCACGCUGUCCGACUACAACAUCCAGAAGGAGUCUUCACUGCACCUGGUGCUGCGGCUGCGCGGUGGAGCCAAGAAGCGCAAGAAGAACUACACCACACCCAAGAAGAAC
This is a messenger RNA of Dermacentor silvarum, 3677 nucleotides long. RefSeq names its product polyubiquitin-B. Lineage: Eukaryota; Metazoa; Arthropoda; Arachnida; Ixodida; Ixodidae. The record is from RefSeq and is a predicted model, not a curated record. Bases 3049 to 3537 code for a protein of 162 amino acids. The transcript is spliced from 12 exons.